AAGUCCCUACUUAGCAGAGAAAAGUAGCAUUCAGAUAGAUAUCAGCAUAAUCUUAAUGAGUCAACAAACAUGACAUUUAGACAUGCUCUCAUGCAUAUGUUUGAGUUUGACCCACAGAGGCAAGAGACCUGUUUUCAUUCAAGCCUGUUAUUCUGUAACCCUGAAGGGGGGAAGAAAUCUGGCAAAGUUACAAAUAUGAGAUUAAAGUCGCAAGAAUUAAAAUCUGAGUAACUGAUGAAAGGGGUUUGACAAAAAAAAAUGCUAUGGUUUGUCCUUUUAAGGAAUGCCUCAAGCCUCUGAUGUCAGGAUCUCAAUUGCACGGUCAUCACUGAUGCAGACUACAAACCCUUAAACCACACCUACACUGCGACAUCUAAAUGGACUUACUCACAUGUUGCUAUCAUUUAACAAUCAUACAGGAGAGAAUCCCUGUCUCUGUGUCUCUUGUCUCAGAGUCCAUCACAAAAAGAUUUAACUCCUCAAACCACAAACUGUAACUCAGCUGUUUCUACAUAGCAUUAACCUCAGCUUAGAUCUGUAAAGAUGUAUCGUGGGCUAGUGUUACUGUUCUUGGUUUUGGUGCUGGAAACCCGAUGGAGUGAGUCGAGCUGUCAGCAGUCAGAGUCUCAUAGAUCAGUUUCAGGCGAGAGUCCAAGUUUUCGGCUGUCGGCUCAUAACACGCUGAAGAGGUAUAAUGACAUAGAUUAUGACAGUUUCGUCGGAUUAAUGGGGCGAAGGAACGUCGACACAGCUGAUAUACCACCUCAGCGUAAAAGGGAAAUGCAGGAUAUCUUUGUUGGACUCAUGGGUCGACGAAACGCUGACCCUGAAACUGGGCGUCCGUGGAGGAAAGAGAAUCCAGAAACAGGCGCAAGAGGAGGCAACUUCUUCAACAAAUGCAAACUGAGGUUUCGUCGUGGGUUAUAGGCAAAUGAAUUAUUCCAUUUCCAGUGAAUCAUCUAUCCCACCCUUUCAUGACAAUUCUUUUGAGCAACAACAGAAAGUCAUAAUUUAUUUUACAAAAGUUAUAGAGCAAAAUAAAAUAUUUAUAUAAGAAUGAAUCAAAUAAACAUAAUUUCUUAUGGUGUGAUUUGUUUCAUUGUACUGCAGAUUAUACUACAUUUACCUAGAUAUAUCACCACAUUUGCAUAUCCACUCACAUCCCCUGCAUUUUAAUAUAUUUAUUAAGUUAUUUUU
Molecule: messenger RNA, 1197 nt
Organism: Carassius auratus (goldfish)
Lineage: Eukaryota; Metazoa; Chordata; Actinopteri; Cypriniformes; Cyprinidae
Product: tachykinin-3-like
Exons: 7
Coding region: 544-927 (127 amino acids)
Biological process (GO): positive regulation of blood pressure; tachykinin receptor signaling pathway
Source: RefSeq, a predicted model, not a curated record